Molecule: messenger RNA, 2309 nt
Organism: Chelonoidis abingdonii (Abingdon island giant tortoise)
Lineage: Eukaryota; Metazoa; Chordata; Testudines; Testudinidae
Source: RefSeq, a predicted model, not a curated record
CCCAGAAAUACCCCCAUGGGUCCCCUCCAUAUCUCUCCCUUACUUUUUCUACAGGCCCUUAGUAGUAUUUCAGCUGUGGAUUGGUCACUGAGACUACAGCUUUCACAAAGGAGACAUCUUAAUGGGAGAUAUAGUUUUCAUCCCUGCUCAGACUGUAGUCAAUUUGACAAUGGGUGUUCUGGGGGCAGACGGCAGUAUCACAGCUGCUUGUUACCCCCAGAGUCCCUUCUGCCAGAAAGAUUGGUUUAUGAAGAAAAUGACUACAGGAAGGUUCGAUUUGUUGCUCGACAAAAGGAGGUGAACGAGACCUUUGCUAUUGACUUAAUUGCAGAGCAGCCUGUGAAUAAAGUUGAAAGCCGAGUGGUAUCAUGUGAUGGUGGUGGUGGAGCCCUGGGACAUCCUAAAGUGUACAUAAAUUUGGACAAAGAUACAAAAACUGGAACAUGUGGUUACUGUGGACUUCAGUUUAAACAGAAACAUCACCACUGAAAGAUCAUCCCUUCAUGCCCUGCAGAAUUCUGUCAGAAUUUCAGUGUUAAAAUAUUAACAAUAAAUGAAAUUUAAAAGCUCAGAGCCUUUAUAUUUGUUUUAAAAAAAUAUCUUGCCCAAAUAUAUUUCCAUAAAUUAAAGUUUCCAUAGAUUAAAACUUGAAAAACCAAGGGCUCAUCUACAUGAUGAGGUAAUGCACCCUGCAGGUUUGGGGGGUGAUUUUUAUAGAGCAUUAACUUGUUGCAUAUUAAUUGGUCCGUGUAGACUCUCCUGAUGCACAGUAAAGUUUCCCUAGUGCUCUUUAAUGUAGUGCAUAGUAGUACGGUGAGGCUUUCUUGAGAACUUUUAGUGUGCACCAGCAGAGUCUACAUCAUGGGAAGACCGUGGGCCGAAUCUAAAUCACCGGAUGCUUUUGAACAGACCCCAAAAUCUUUUUAUUUACCUAUUAAUAUUAUUGUUGUGGUUUUUGUAGUAUUUUCUCUGGAAUAUGGAUCUUGACUAUACCUUGACCAAGAAAUUUGGACCUUAACAAAAAUAUUUAAUAGACUACCCUAGGUCUACGUGGACCAAUUAAUGCACAACACAUUAGUGUGCUUUUAGAAAUCCAAGCCCCGUAGUGCACAUUAUCCUACUGUGUAGACAGCCCUAAGUGUGCUUUGAGAGAUGAAUGUAAAGAAGUUUUGAGGUAGAAAUUCUAAUAUCAGUUUGUUCAUAGAAUAGACCUGGUGCCCUGUUAUACUUUUACCAUCUGGGAUGCAUCUUAGUAAAAGGUCUUUGACUUGGAACUGAUGCUGAAAUCAAAUGGAAAUGGAAAUCUGAUACUCUUUCCCUUCUGAUACGUUAAAUAUGUAUAAUUUAUUUUCAAGCCUGAAUUAGACCUUUUCAGAUUAGAGGAUAUGAGGUUUGAUAAUUCUAGGCAUUUGUCUCUUGGCUUCAUUAUUACUCCUGUUCAUAGAAUGAUCACUGUGUGCCAUUUCUCUGCUGAUAUAAAUAACUAACUAAAUUGAAAUCCAUUUGCUCUUUUGUUGUGUGGGAUAGAGAUUUCUCAUUUUCAAAGCUAGAAGUUAUGGCUGACUCGAACGGGAUAUAAUAAUUGGCUAUAUUUCUCAACCAUCUUGAAAACAUCACAAAAUGUCUAAAGUACAAUGAAAAGGUUUGACCGCACUUAAAUUCUCUUCAUAAAUAUGAAAAACAAACUUUCAAAGUUUUUCAGAAAGUUAAUGAUGCUGAUAACCAGUAAAUUUUGGACACUUUCUGUCUUAACUGCUGAAAAGACAUUUAGGCUCUGAUUGUCCAUUAUCCCCCACCAUGUGUAAUCAUUUACAGGAUUGUGAAGUAGGUACAAAAUGCUAUCAGAUCAAAUCAGUGGGAUUUUAUAACCACUUAGCACUGGUGCAAAUUACUACAUUUGGUGCAGGAUAAUGGAGAACCAGACCAUCUACAUUUUGCUUAUUUCAAUGUGGACUAAGUUCAAAAAGUAGAACACUGAACUCCACCACUGUAUCCAUUCAUAUAUGUACAAUAAUUUUUUUGUGGUUUUCUUCAUCAUAUUGAGUGGAAGGAGUGAAUCUUCAAAGCUUUUUUUCUCCACUGUACACUUAGAAUAGUUUGUAGAUAUAACUUAUUUUAUUAAGCAUUUCAGUACAGUAUUUGAGAACAGUAUUGCAGUACCUCAGAAUAACGUUUCAAGAUUCAUCAACAGCAGAGGAGAAAUUAAAUGUAGAUUAGCUAUCAGAGAACCCCCAUGUAUUUAGUGGAAAGGUAGACGUGAAUUUUGUUGCACUCUGUAGCAGCAGACUGGAAAUAAAGUUUAAAAAAUU